AUGCCGCCCACCUUCUCACACAACGAAGCUACCCUGAGAGGCGUCCUUCUCACCCUCAUACUUGCCAACCUCCUCUGGAUCUCAAGUAUGCUCGGCUCCAUCUACGAGGAGGACAUGGAGUGGGACCCUCACACCGGCCUCCCUCUCAACGACCACGAUGUCGAAAGUCAGGCAGAAAAAUCCGUCGUUAUGCGAGCACCCCGACCCAAGCCUACACUUGACAACUUCCUCAUCACUUGCAGAAUUGCCACGCCUCGCCUCGUCAAACUUGCCGAAGUCGACGACGAAGGGGAAUGA
This is a messenger RNA of Colletotrichum phormii, 297 nucleotides long. RefSeq lists its product as uncharacterized. The transcript has 2 exons. The record is from RefSeq and is a predicted model, not a curated record. Lineage: Eukaryota; Fungi; Ascomycota; Sordariomycetes; Glomerellales; Glomerellaceae. The coding region runs from base 1 to 297 and encodes 98 amino acids.